Molecule: messenger RNA, 4054 nt
Organism: Magnolia sinica
Lineage: Eukaryota; Viridiplantae; Streptophyta; Magnoliopsida; Magnoliales; Magnoliaceae
Product: pentatricopeptide repeat-containing protein At1g74600, chloroplastic-like
Exons: 1
Coding region: 358-2922 (854 amino acids)
Biological process (GO): RNA modification
Molecular function (GO): protein binding; RNA binding
Source: RefSeq, a predicted model, not a curated record
AGGCCUUCCCUUGCCAGAGCAGAAGAGAGAGAGGGGAAGGAGACGCCGAGAGAGGCAGAAGGAGACGUUGGGUCAGAGCAGGUAGGUGCACUUUCAAUGCAGCUGCGUUUCCACGACCCUCUUUCAAAUUCGAAAUGGAUAGCCGUUGCCUGUAACAAAGUAACCUGUGACUUGAAAAACACCUAAUUCCUCUGUUACAUUUCUUGCAAUCUUACCUGAUAGAAAGUUACAGGUUGAGACUUUGUUACCUGUAUCAUUUCUCCCCCAAACACAAACUGUAAGAAAGUCACCUGUAACUUUCUUACAUUUUACACAAGUUACAGGCAUCCAAACGGCCCCUUCAAUUUCACACCCGAUAUGAAGAGAAUAUCGCUUCCUUACAACCCUUUUCAUCUCUUCAAUCACAUGAAGAAGCCCACAAUGACAGGAACUAAAAUAAUCCAUGCCCAGUUAAUCAAAACACCCCUCCUUCAGUCUGAUCUCUUCGUCGCCAACUCACUCGCUGAUUGCUACUGUAAAUCUGCUGCGAUGGUUUAUGCUCUCAACGUGUUCAACGAAAUUCCUGAACCAAAUCUUGUCUCCUGGAAUCUUAUGAUAUCUGGCUAUAAUCAGAGAAUGCAAUUUGAUGAGUCGAUGAGGAUGUUCUGUAGAAUGUAUUCUUCUGGUUUCGAGCCCAACCAGAUCACAUACGGGAGCAUUCUUUCAGCUUGUGCUGCCUCUCAAGCUCUGCGAUUUGGGGAGCAGGUUUACUCUCUCAUAACUAAAAAUGGGUUCUUUUCAGAUGGGCAUGUUUGCACCGGGAUGAUUGAUUUGUUUGCAAAGACUUGCUGUUUCGAAGAUGCUCUGAAGGUAUUUUCAGAGGUUUCUUCUGAGAAUGUGGUCUGUUGGAAUGCCAUCAUUGCUGGAGGUGUUAGAAAUAAGGAGAACUGGAUUUCUUUAGAUCUUUUCCAUCGGAUGGUAUGUGGGUCUUUGACUCCGAAUGGUUUUACCUUUUCAAGCAUUUUAACAGCUUGUGCAUCGGUUGGAGAAUUAGAUAUGGGUAGAGGAAUACAUGGGUGGGUGAUUAAAUGCGGCGCAGAAGACGACAUAUUUGUAGGAACUGCUAUCAUUGAUAUGUAUGUGAAAUGUGGUGAUGUCAACGAAGCAGUGAAGGAGUUUUCAUGGAUGCCAAGUCGCAAUCAUGUUUCUUGGACUGCCAUCAUUUCUGGUUUUGUACAAGUUGCGAAUACUUUUAGCGCCCUAAAUUUUUUCAAAGAAAUGAAAGCAACUGGGGUAGAGAUCAACAAUUUCACUGUUACAAGUGUACUCACUGCUUGUGGUAAACCAGAGUUGGCAAAAGAGGCCAUGCAAAUCCAUGGCUUGAUUUUAAAAUCUGGGUUUUCUAUGGAUUCCUCAGUGAAAGAUGCUUUAAUAAUUAUGUAUGCAAACAUUGGGGAUAUUGGCCUCUCCGAGAGGGUGUUUGAAGAGAUGGGCUCUAUGGAGAAUGUGGGUACUUGGGCAGCUAUGAUAUCUGCUUUUGCGAAGAAUGUUAGUUCGAGAAGGUCAGUUGAAUUGUUCCAGAGGAUGUUCCGUGAGGGUCUGAGACCCAAUAGGUUUUGUUGUUCUAGCGUUUUGAGUAUUGUAAGCUGUGUAAAUUUGGGGAAGCAGAUCCAUUCAUAUAUUGUUAAAGCUGGUUUGGAUCUUGAUGUUUCUGUAGGCAGUGCUCUUUUCACCAUGUACUCUAAAUGUGGUAGUUUAGAAGAUGGUUAUGAUGUGUUUAAACAGAUGCCUGAAAAGGAUGGAGUUUCAUGGACGUCAAUGAUAGCCGGUUUUGCUGAACAUGGCCUUGUGGACCAGGCAUUUUGCUUAUUCAGAGAAAUGUUAGUCGAGGAAGUAAGACCUGAUCAGAUGACUCUAUCCGCCGUUCUCACAGCAUGUUCGGUUUGUCAAUCCUUACGGAAAGGGAAGGAGAUUCAUGGUUAUGCUCUUCGUGUUGGUUUUGGAACAGAGACUCUUGUUGGUAGUGCUCUGGUAAAUAUGUAUUCAAAAUGCAAAGCUCUAGUCUCUGCAAGAAGAAUCUUUGAUGCUAUGCCUCAAAAGGAUCAGAUCUCAUGGUCUUCCUUGGUUUCCAGCUACGCCCAAAACAGGCAUAGUGAAGAGGCACUCUUGCAGUUCCAUCAGAUGCUGAUUGCUGGUAUGAAAAUCGACUGCUUCACAAUUUCAUCUAUUCUUGGUGUGUCUGCGACUUUAACAAGGCCAGGCUUGGGCAAGCAGUUACAUGCUCAUACUGUGAAAAUAGGCAUAGAUUUGGACCUUUCAGUGAGCAGUUCGUUGAUCACAUUGUACUCAAAAUGUGGGAGCAUUGAUGAUUCUCGUAAAGUAUUUGAUCAGAUAGACAAGCCGGACCUCGUUACAUGGACAGCAAUGAUCGAUGGCUACGCUCAACAUGGUCAAGGUGUAGAGGCUCUAAAAAUAUAUGAGAUGAUGAGAGAAGAAGGCAUGGAACCUGAUUCAGUGACUUUUGUUGGUGUUUUAUCAGCUUGUAGCCAUAAUGGUUUGGUAGAAGAAGGAUAUUUCCAUCUUAAUUCUAUGGCGACAGAUUAUGGGAUCAAACCAGAAGCACGCCAUUAUGCAUGUAUGGUGGAUCUACUUAGCCGAGCUGGGAGACUAAGAGAGGCUGAAAGGUUCAUUGAGACAAUGCCCAUAAAACCUGAUGCUCUGAUGUGGGGGACCCUGCUUGGUGCAUGUAGAAUAUAUGGUGAUGUUGAGCUCGGAAGGUCAGCAGCCAAAAAGGUUCUUGAGCUGGAGCCUUGUGAUUCUGGAGCUUAUGUCUCACUGUCCAACAUCUGUGCAGAUGCAGGAGACUGGGAAGAAGUUUUGAAGAUCAGAAACUUGAUGAAGGGUGUUGGUGUAAAGAAGGAACCGGGGUGGAGUUUUGUAUGAAGGCCAAUAGGAAGCUCGUCUUCCUAAUUGUGUUUAAGAUAGGAACAUGAAUUUCCCUUUCCUAUCUCAAUGGUAAUUCAGUAUGGAGAAAAAAAGAGCGGAAAAUGCUAACCUGCAACGACUGAGUUUCAUAUUCAGUGCUGCGCCAAACACCUGAGAAUUAAGCAUGCUUGGGAAGCCCAACCAACCUCAGCUCGGUGAUACACUGAAUCACUAGCUAUGGUUCCAACAUCUUUUAUAUAUAUAUAUAUAUAUAUUCCCUACCUGAUCUGCUAUUCCGUCUGACGAAAGAUUCUUGCGUAAGCUCCAAAGAAAAAUUCUGGAAAGUCAGGAUUUAGGCAUGAAAAUUCCUCUUGUCAAUUACCAUUGUCACUAUGUCAUUACAAAUGAUAUAUCAGAUAUUGUCUGAGGAAAAAUACCACAAGAGAUUGAAUUGGGGCAAAUGAAGGUUAAGAAUCAGAAAAUUAGCAGUUAUGUUCCAUAAUCUCAUGGCUCGUCAAGCAAUUUAACUGCCACAAGGAGGGAAAGAACCACAUGCGCUAAGGAUUUGAAAACAUGCUUAUGAUGGAGGAAUUUUAGGCAAGAUGUCUUUGAUUACGUUGCCAUGGUACUUCAAGAUGAAGAAUCACACGGUAAAAGGGAAGAAAAUGGCAGGAGACCUAUUUUGUUGCUACCAUUUCUUGUUCAGAUAAAUCAAGUCAAAUUUGAGUGCCCUUCCUUCUGGUACAGGUACCAUCUUGUUGGCAAACUGUAAAUUAGCCUUGAUUAUUUUAUUUUAUUUUUCUUCUUUCAGUUGUUUCGAUGUAUUAAUCUCAACUGUAAAAGGUUUCAGGGUUUCUUCCAAAAACCUUGCUUUUCACUAACCACAGAAUAAGAAGACAUACAAAAGAGAGAUCACAUGCAUCCUUAUGCUUCCUCUUUUUUAAAUUGCACUUUGGUUGAAAUGUAUGAAAAAUGCCAAGUCACGUGAAGAGGAUGGCAGCUUUUCAUUGUAGUGGACAUGCUAAUAUGGCACACAAGUGCAAGACCAGGGUAAUUCGCCUUGUGGGGCUAAUGCAUGAGCAUUUUCGCACCGGACUCGAGUGGGGUGGCCUGUGGGAUGCAGGGGCACACUCGGGGUGGGCGGCCCGUG